This is a messenger RNA of Daktulosphaira vitifoliae (grape phylloxera), 790 nucleotides long. It is a transcript of the gene ND-SGDH, whose product is annotated as NADH dehydrogenase [ubiquinone] 1 beta subcomplex subunit 5, mitochondrial. Bases 127 to 678 code for a protein of 183 amino acids. The transcript is spliced from 4 exons. Lineage: Eukaryota; Metazoa; Arthropoda; Insecta; Hemiptera; Phylloxeridae. The record is from RefSeq and is a predicted model, not a curated record.
GUGUGUAACUACAGUAAUUUCAUAAAAAAUUUUAUCCCAUUAUUUCUAAUAUGCGUGAUGAUAUAAAUCUUGUUAAUUAUUAUUAUUUCUAAAUAAUAACAUCAAUUUUAAAUAUUAUUUUUUAAAAUGACGAUUUGGAGCUCAUUAAUGCUCAUUUCACCUUACAAAAGAUGUUUAAAUUUAAAAUAUGGACGAGUAUUAAAAUCUUUGGAUUUGGUACCUGUUCGUAAUAUGGGUGGACAUCACAUGAUGAUAAUAAAAGAAACAAAAUGGCAAUGGACUAAAUUUAAAGAUUUGAUACAUUUUUAUGUUCUUGUAGGUGUUAUUCCUUUAACCAUUGUCAUAGCUUACACCAACAUAUUCAUUGGACCAGCUCAACUCGCUCCAAUUCCUGAAGGAUAUAGGCCAAAACAUUGGGAAUAUCAUAGACAUCCUAUUACUCGUUGGUUUGCUCGAUAUAUAUAUCCAAGUCCACAACAACAGUAUGAAAAAUAUUUACAUACAUUGUAUGAAGAAGAUGAAAAAUUCAAAAUCAGAAUGUUAACUAAAGAAAUAGAAAAAAAAAUGAAAGAACGUUCAGACUACAAAUCUUUUUACUAUAGACCAAUUUCUGCCAAUUUACACAGAGUUAGUAAAGAAAGUAUGGAUCGUUCUGAAGAAGCUGCUGGUUAUAAUUAAAAUUAAUUUUUUUAACAUAAAUAUGUUUUAAACAGUAGAUUUUAGCUUAAAUUAGUUGUUAUAAACUUCUAUAAUACAAUAUUAACAUUAAAUAGAUCAUUAGUUAAACUUA